Messenger RNA from Cricetulus griseus (Chinese hamster), 1819 nucleotides. NCBI's taxonomy places the organism in Eukaryota, Metazoa, Chordata, Mammalia, Rodentia, Cricetidae. The record is from RefSeq and is a predicted model, not a curated record.
GUGUGUGUGGAGGGUGUGCGGUGUGUGGGGGUGAAUUUAAAGAGGCGCCGCCCCUUUUUAAAAUUAGGUGCUGGGAGGGCGGCGCCUUGUGCGGGCUGGGGCGGGCGCCAGGCCUGUUUUCGAAGGGACUACCCCCCCAUCCCCAGUUCCUGCCGCCCGAGUGUCCCGCCCGCCCGGGCUGCUGUCCGAGGGAGGGGUUUCCCCUUCUCUUCCUCUUGCACUUCCCACUCCGUUUCCGGGGGCCCAGCAGGAAGAUUGGGGAAGUCGUCUGCUCCUUGGCAACGUCUCUCGGGUGCCGGAGACCCCUGUCCUGCCCGGGGCACCGCGUCCUCUGCUCUCCCUGUCCAGCUGACCCCUUCCGGGCCGCAAGCUUCCACCCCGCCUUUCCCGGCCGCUUCCCGGGCGGUCUUGGGGCCUGACGUCAGUGAGCUGGAGCAACUGAGACAGGAGGCCGAGCAGCUCCGGAACCAGAUCCGGGACGCCAGAAAAGCAUGCGGGGAUUCCACACUGACCCAGAUCACAGCUGGGCUGGACCCAGUGGGGAGAAUUCAGAUGAGAACACGGAGGACCCUUCGUGGACACCUGGCAAAAAUCUAUGCCAUGCACUGGGGGACAGACUCAAGGCUGCUGGUCAGCGCCUCCCAGGAUGGGAAGCUCAUCAUCUGGGACAGCUAUACCACCAACAAGGUCCAUGCUAUCCCUCUGCGCUCUUCCUGGGUCAUGACCUGUGCCUACGCCCCCUCAGGGAACUUUGUAGCCUGUGGGGGUUUGGACAACAUCUGCUCCAUCUAUAGCCUCAAGACCCGAGAGGGCAAUGUCAGGGUUAGCAGAGAGCUGCCUGGCCACACUGGGUACCUUUCAUGCUGCCGCUUUCUGGAUGACAACCAAAUCAUCACCAGCUCUGGGGAUACCACCUGUGCCCUGUGGGACAUUGAGACAGGCCAGCAGACAGUGGGUUUUGCUGGACACAGUGGGGAUGUGAUGUCCCUGUCACUGGCCCCUGAUGGCCGCACCUUUGUGUCGGGUGCCUGUGACGCCUCCAUCAAGCUAUGGGAUGUUCGAGAUUCCAUGUGCCGACAGACAUUCAUAGGUCAUGAGUCUGACAUCAAUGCCGUGGCUUUCUUCCCCAAUGGCUAUGCCUUCACCACGGGAUCAGAUGACGCCACAUGUCGCCUGUUUGACUUGCGGGCUGAUCAGGAGCUGCUCAUGUAUUCCCAUGACAACAUCAUCUGUGGCAUCACCUCGGUUGCCUUCUCGCGCAGUGGCCGGCUGCUGCUCGCUGGCUAUGAUGACUUCAACUGCAACAUCUGGGAUGCCAUGAAGGGUGACCGUGCAGGUGUCCUCGCUGGCCAUGAUAACCGUGUGAGCUGCCUUGGGGUCACAGAUGAUGGGAUGGCCGUGGCCACAGGCUCCUGGGACUCCUUCCUCAAGAUCUGGAACUAACCACCCCAACCCCAGAUGGGCCUAGGCAGGGAGCGGCCCUGCCUGUGCCCACACUACAGGCCCGGAGCUUUGGGGCUGGGUACACAUGCCAAGCCUCCCUCCCUGGGCUACAGGGCCAUGGGUCCUGCUCCUACACCCAGGUUUGGUUCCUCCCGGGGGCGGGGGGAGGGUGCCCUGUGAAGAUAAAAGUCGAGAUGGAAUGGGGAAGAAGGGCAGGAAAGCCCUCACUCUUUGCUGCCCUGGGGCUGGGGCCUCACCCCUCUGGAGGGCCAGAGGCAGGAGAUGGAAACCCCAGAGGCUGGCUUUUUUAAACUGGUUUUAUUUUAAUUUUUAUUAUAUUUUCAGUUUUUCCAUAAAGGAACCACUUCCAACUCUA